Messenger RNA from Aquila chrysaetos chrysaetos, 439 nucleotides. RefSeq names its product translation initiation factor IF-2-like. The transcript has 2 exons. The record is from RefSeq and is a predicted model, not a curated record. Lineage: Eukaryota; Metazoa; Chordata; Aves; Accipitriformes; Accipitridae. The coding region runs from base 2 to 439 and encodes 145 amino acids.
CAUGGAGAAUGCUCCAUCAGGGCUAAUGGGGUUCAGGAAAAAAACAACCGCCCACUACGGAUUUUUACUAGAGCGCUGCCGCGGGUGUUCUUCCAGCCAGAACGGAGCCCUUCGGCACCUUUUUCCCGCUGCUCGUACCUCCGUCGCGACCCAGGCCGCAGACCGACCGCAGCGGGACCCCGCCUGGGAGAAGCCGGGGGGGGGGGGCGCGGCUCCCGCCCCGCCGGCGGACGGGGCACGAUCGCCACCUGGCGGCCGCGGGCCGGCACUGCAGCCGCCGGCAGCACCGCCCUCAGCGGGACGCGGCCCGGGCGGCCGAACGCCUUCGGCGCCCUCCGUCGGGCCGGGCCUCUCACCUCCGGCUCCGCAGGGGCGCGUAGAUACGCUGCAGGCACCCCCGUACGGGAUGCGCGGCGUGUUCGCCGCGGCUGCUUUGUGA